Molecule: messenger RNA, 321 nt
Organism: Asparagus officinalis (garden asparagus)
Lineage: Eukaryota; Viridiplantae; Streptophyta; Magnoliopsida; Asparagales; Asparagaceae
Product: protein RALF-like 33
Exons: 1
Coding region: 1-321 (106 amino acids)
Source: RefSeq, a predicted model, not a curated record
AUGGCUCUCCGAUCAACGCUCAUCUUCCUCUUCUUCAUCAUCCUCGCCAUCAUCUCCGUCCAAACCUCGGCGGUGCCCGCUAAUAUGCGCACAGUGGGUGACUUCGUUGAGCGAGAGGAGGAGAUGGCCAUGGAGUCAGAGUCGGCGAGAAGAGGAUUGGGGGAGGAAGGGGUGCACAUAAGCUACUAUGCGCUGAGAAGGAACAGCGUACCGUGUCCUCAGGGUGGAGUUUCAUAUUAUAACUGUAAUAGCAUGGCGCAGGUGAAUCCUUAUCGCAGGGAGUGCAAUGCUAUUACGAGGUGUGCUAGGGUUCUUACCUGA